Messenger RNA from Galendromus occidentalis (western predatory mite), 1397 nucleotides. RefSeq lists its product as uncharacterized. NCBI's taxonomy places the organism in Eukaryota, Metazoa, Arthropoda, Arachnida, Mesostigmata, Phytoseiidae. The transcript is spliced from 9 exons. The record is from RefSeq and is a predicted model, not a curated record. Bases 48 to 1214 code for a protein of 388 amino acids.
CCGCCGGGAAAUUGGAACACGAGCUUCGAACUGUUCGGACAGAUCUAAUGGGGGUCGAGACGCCUAGAAUUGAUGUGUCGAAGGAGCUGCAAAGGGCUCGAGACCUCGUUGCCACUCUGGGCUUCAAACCUUUCCUCCCUCAAAUUCCACUCGAGGUUCGUUUGAGUUUGGCCGAGACCUUUUCAUCAGAAGAGAGUAUCGAUCGCCUCACAGCUGCGAAGCGCUUGCAUCGAAGUAUAGCUACCGAAUACCCCCUUUGGGAAGAAUAUACCGACCUCGCAGAAUGGCUGGACCAAAUGGAUGCCGAGGAAAGGGAAGCUGAAGAGGUUCAACGAAAAUAUCAAGAAGACUGCGAGAUCCAGCUGCAAGAAGCUCUGCGGGGAUUCGAAGAAUUCAUGUCAAAGAAUGGGGUUCGCUCUGGUCAUCUAGAUCAAACGAGGAUAUCGGGCCGAAUGGAGACGAAGGAUGAUCUCCAAGUGGGUACGAGCUCUGAUGGAGGAUCAGAGUUGCGGCGAAGACCCUCUUUCGUCGCAGAUACCAGCCAGAGUAAUAUCGAGGUUGGAGCCAUUGGAGGGACCUGCUCGAAGAAACCUAUCUUGCCGGUGACUUCGACACCUCAUGUCCCGCAGCGAGCGGGAAGACCCCGCGUCAGCGACGUCGAGCCAGAGGAUCUCUUCUGUGCGCAAGCAGGCUCGACAAGCUACCGAUCUCGGGCUCCGUCUUUAACCCACGCCGAUUUUGUGCGAAGCAAAACUUUCGAAUUGAGGGACGAAAACGCGGCCGCCUCCAAUAUCCUUUGGAGCUCUUUCGAUGCCCAGGAGAAGGAAGCCGUCGGGUCAGCUAAUCGUACGCAAUCUAAGGAACCAGAUGUGACUGUCGUUAAAAAUCCGUCCGUUCAAAUGGAUGUCCAACAUACCGAGCAAAGUGGUAACAUUCCGCGGAUCGCAAGCGGACGGAGUCGUCCCGUUCUUGCGACGAGGGGCGCCCGUGAGAGCCACCUCCAGAAACCGGUUAAAGUCCCCGCGAAAAUCCAAGUGUUGCCUUCGAAGACUUCGUCAGGACUUCCAGCCCGGCAGCUACCAUCCCGCAGACCUGUUCUGCCGUCGAAAGAUCCGAGCUCACUUCCUUCGAAGCCCACCGUGGCUCAACCGAGUCGAACAACCGCGGGAAUAGCAAGACCCUCGAAACCAGGACGUUUACCGGUCCGGAAAUAAGUGAUGCCGCUCUCUCGCGGCCAACGUAAACGCACGACGAGAUUGUUUCCACCAUUUCUUCAUUUGAGUUUUAGGCGCAGCGCAUAUAAGUCGAAUACGAGGAUUUACGGAAUGUCUUGGAUGAGUGAAGCCAAGCUGAAAAUGUGAUCAGCACCCUGUCCGAGACAGCUGCUCCUAUCUGAA